This is a messenger RNA of Anastrepha ludens (Mexican fruit fly), 618 nucleotides long. RefSeq lists its product as uncharacterized. The transcript has a single exon. Lineage: Eukaryota; Metazoa; Arthropoda; Insecta; Diptera; Tephritidae. The record is from RefSeq and is a predicted model, not a curated record. The coding region runs from base 1 to 618 and encodes 205 amino acids.
AUGGCAUUGGUAGACGAAACCUCUAACCGCGGAAAACCAGUGCUUGACAAAUGGUCAGAGAUUGAGGCACGGUUGUCUCGCAUAGUCAUUGACCAUGUCAUGGCGAAUCCGGAGGCCCAAACACCAGGUUUCGAUUCGGUGGAGGUAGUCCGCGGUUACCGUGUCAUUAAAUGCGAUGACCAAUUCUCACUGCAUUUCCUGACAAACGUGAUUGGUAAAAUCCAGAACAGCUGGGAAGGCUUGAAACUCAAGCUAAUUCCGGCUAGCGAGAUUCCACGAAGGCCGAGGGCUCGUAUCUGGGUACCAAACAUGAAGUUUGAUGCCAGUCAACUAAUCCCCUACCUUCAGGCGCAUAAUCGCUCGGUGCCGAUGACCGAUUGGUCGAUCAUCAAAGCGGAGGCUCCGCAAAGGCACAGCAGGUCAUUCCUUCUUCUAAUUACAGAAGAGAGUUUGGAACCACUGGAGAAAGUGGGAAACAAACUUCAGUUUGGGAUCAGGAAGACCCAGCUGAAGAUAUUCCGUUCUGCAAACCCGGAGCAGGAUGAGGUCGAUGGUGCCAACGAACUGCUGACUGGCAUGCAGCUAGAUGACACCGAGUCCGAAAAAGGAAACCAAUAA